AUGUUUUGGAACACAGCUGCCCCAGCUAGAGUCCCGACGGACACCGUCGUUCCCUUCCGUUACUUUGACGAUACCCCGUUAUGGCGAUCUUUUAUACUAUAUUCCAUGUUUGCUUUUGACGACGUGCUUGAUCCCAAACGGCUUAGGGACGGCCUCGAAAGGCUAGCGAGACGCGACGGCUGGCAGAAAAUCGGGGCCCGGCUUCGUCGUAAUGUAAAAGGAGAGCUGGAAUAUCACGUGCCCGCGGCGUUUAGCCAAGAACGUCCAGCCAUCACCUACACUCAUGUUACACAUGACUUACCCGCUGCGGAACAUCCAAUUGCGUCGCGAUUACCCACAUCAACCACAGGACCGGCAAUAGUCUGCGACCCUGAUGAGUUUCGCAGUCUCUUCCAGCGUGAGGGCGCUCCAACCGAGUUGAACCAUUACUUGGAUGAGGAUAUACCCCAGAUCGGACUUCACAUCGUAUCGUUCAAAGACAAGACCCUCGUCACUCUGUACUGGCCACACACGUUGAUGGACGCCUUGGCCAAGCAAGCUUUUCUCAAAGCCUGGGUGUUGGUGCUCCAAGACCGUGCUGACGAGGUUGCCUUACCGGUAUCGGCCCACUCAGACCCUCUCUCCAAGCUUGGAAUACAUCCAAAUGAGCCUCAUAAGCUUUUGGCACAUCGCAUGUCAAUGCUCAACCUGGUCGGGUACGGGCUGAGCACGAUUUCCAACUUCUUCAACACCAAAGAGAAUCGCAUGGUCUGCGUACCAGCAGCCUUUGUCAAGCAACUGCGCAGCGAGGCCUACGCCGACCUCGUCGACGACAAUGCUGAAAUAUCGUCGAUAAGUUCGAUAGACGGUCAGGUAUCACCGUCGAUCAGCUCCGUCGACGAGGCUUUAUCGCCAUCCGUAAGCUCAUCAGAUGGAAGCCUCUCGCUCGCGUCGUCUGCGAGCUCCGAUGACACGAAGCCUUCAUCGGUGGGCUCGCUUGACGAUCAGCCCUUUUUGAGCGACGGCGAUGUCCUCUGUGCCUGGUGGACAAAGCUUGCGGUCUCACAUCUGCCGGCCAGCUCGCGGCGGACGAUAUGUCUCAACAAUGCAUAUUCAUUGCGUUCGGCGCUUGCCGACGACCUGCUGCCGAGCGGAAGGCCAUACAUCUCCAACGCCGUCGCCUUCGUCAACGUGUUGCUGCCCCUGGAUGACAUCGUGAGCAAGUCGCUCGGCCACGUAGCGUCCACGAUCCGGCAGGCGAUCAAGGAGCUGGGUACUCGGAAUCAGGUCGAAGCCUUCACCGCCAUGUGGCGCGAGUCGUCUGCCAAGCUGCCGCCUUUCUUUGGCGACAGUGGCAUGCACAUGGUAACCUUCUCAAACUGGAGCAAGGCUCGGCUGUUUGAAACGGACUUCUCCGCGGCCCUCGCCAACCCCGGGCCUGCCGAUGAGAAACGAAAGCCUGCCAGGCCAUCUUAUAUCCAGAAUUGCCAGUUCGGAUUGUGCCUUCCGAACGGAUUUCCCAUCAUUGGCAAGGACAACGAUGGUAAUUACUGGUUGUCUGGCUAUAUGAACAAGGGUCACUGGGAACAGGUUGACAAGCAACUUGCGCAGCUACCGCGAAACUCAUGA
Molecule: messenger RNA, 1608 nt
Organism: Truncatella angustata
Lineage: Eukaryota; Fungi; Ascomycota; Sordariomycetes; Amphisphaeriales; Sporocadaceae
Exons: 2
Coding region: 1-1608 (535 amino acids)
Source: RefSeq, a predicted model, not a curated record